AUGGAUCUUCUCCACAGUUGGGGGGUAGAGCUGGCAGUCCAUCUGCAGACUACAUACAGCAGGUAUGAAGGCUUGUUCAGCCUGGCGUCCACAGUGGCCGACCUGCACACCACGUUCUUCUGUUUCUUCCCGAUCUGGUUCCACCUGCGGAGGGACACAGGGCUCAGGCUCAUCUGGGUGGCCAUACUCGGAGACUGGCUCAACUUGGUCCUGAAAUGGAUUCUGUUCGGGGAGAGACCGUACUGGUGGGUUCAUGAGACCCGGUUUUAUGGAGCAGGACCGGCCCCUUCUCUGCAGCAGUUUCCCAUCACAUGUGAGACUGGACCAGGAAGCCCUUCAGGUCAUGCUAUGGGUGCAGCUGGAGUCUGGUAUGUGAUGGUAACAGCGCUACUCGCUAUUGCAACAGAGAAGCGAUGCCCCCCUUUACUGUACAAAUUCUUGCAGGUAGGCCUGUGGAUGCUAAUGGGCCUGGUAGAGCUGGUGGUCUGCAUGUCCAGGGUCUACAUGGCUGCCCACUUCCCACACCAGGUUGUUGCUGGAGUCAUAACAGGUGUGCUUGUCGCUGAGGUUGUCUCGAAGAAGAAAUGGAUCUACAGCGCCAGCAUGAAGAAUUACUUCUACACAACUCUCUUCUUGACCUCCUUCGCUGUUGGUUUCUACCUGCUGCUCAAAGCUCUGGGUGUGGACCUGCUGUGGACUCUGGUGAAAGCCCAGAAGUGGUGCGUGAAGCCCGAGUGGGUCCACCUGGACUCCACGCCCUUCGCCAGCCUCCUGCGUAACAUGGGCAGCCUGUUCGGCCUGGGUCUCGGCCUGCACUCUCCCCUCUACGCCGAGACCAAGACGAAGAAAACAACCACCAGUUUCAAGAUUGGAUGUAUUAUUGUCUCCUUAUUCCUGCUUCAGCUGUUGGAUGGAUGGACAUUUUCCACUGCAAAUCUUAUGACUUUCUAUUUCCUGUCUUUUGGUAAAAGUGCAGUUGCGCUUUUAAUCCCAACCACCCUGGUUCCCUGGGCUCUGUGCUGGAUGUGCAGGGCACAGAGAGAAGUCAAGAACUUGUGA
Cottoperca gobio is the source of this 1059-nucleotide messenger RNA. RefSeq names its product glucose-6-phosphatase catalytic subunit 1a, tandem duplicate 1 (gene g6pc1a.1). The transcript has 5 exons. Gene Ontology annotation, molecular function: glucose-6-phosphatase activity. Gene Ontology annotation, biological process: gluconeogenesis; glucose 6-phosphate metabolic process. The coding region runs from base 1 to 1059 and encodes 352 amino acids. The record is from RefSeq and is a predicted model, not a curated record. Gene Ontology annotation, cellular component: membrane. NCBI's taxonomy places the organism in Eukaryota, Metazoa, Chordata, Actinopteri, Perciformes, Bovichtidae.